GUCUGUAAUAUAUAUUCUAGAUCUAUAGAUCUAUCUAUAAGUAUAGGCCUAAGAUAUCCAUUUGGCAGCGUGCUUAAAACUGAUCUAUAUAUUUUUGUAGUUGGCAUUUUUAGAAAAAAAUGCGUGGCUAUAAAGAUACUCAAACCACAACUGGUUUCCCACCUAUGCCAAGACAUUUUAAGAAAUGUCUUCUAGCUCAAAUAGUAGGAGGAACACUUGUGCUUUACAUUUAUUACACUUUGAAUGGAGGUUUCAUACCAAAAUUUUUAGUUCCACGACUUCCUUAUUUUAAUGUUGGUCCAGACAUUGGAUGCCUUCUGUUUUUUGAUGUUGAUAAUGAUGCUAGUAAAAUAAGAUGGGAACGACAGGCAAACAGUCGACAGGCUGUAAAAGAUGCUAUGAAUAAUGAAAAAGUGCACAUGAUAUCUGGGGAUAUCAUUUUGAAGGGUCAAGGAACUAAAUCUCAAGCAUUGAUUCCAGUAAUGGCCAAACCUCCAGAAACAACAAGUGAUAUCACUUUGAAGGAAUGGUUACAGGAAGUGCGAUUUGGGAAGAAAGGUAUAAGGCUUCACAUACAUUCACCAGAGGCAUUAGACAUUUCUCUCCAAGUUCUGAAUGAUUUUAAUAAACAGAAUCCUAUGAAAUUUCCUGUUUGGAUUCAUGCUGAUGUUCUUCAAGGUCCUCAUGGAGAAGAGCCUAUCAUUGAUAUUCAAAGAUUUGUUAGAACACAGCAAAGAUUAUUCCCUAAAUGUACAUUGUCAUUUGGCUGGACAACUGGUACUCAUACUGAUCUAAGUCAGAGUGCUUAUACAUGGGAAAGUGUUUGGGACAUGUUGAAUUUAGUGCAGGAAUUUGAUUUCCAAGAUCAACUUAUUGUUUUUCAGGCUCGGCUGUCAUUGGUACACAAUUCUAUUCCUCAACUUAAAUGGUUGUGUGACAAUGUCAAAUCCUCCAGUCUAAUGAUUUGGCAUGAAGAUGGUGAUAUUGUUGUUUCUGAAGAUGUCAUGUAUGUAUCAUAUAGGUUUCCACCUCAAGGAGUUUAUUUUGACCUCAACCAUGACCGUUUUCAACUAUUGCUCGAUCAGUACCGCCAUUUUUCCAGAGACAAAGUUAGUCACCAUGUAUUAAUGAGAGAUGAACGUGUUUUUAAACCUGAUGGUUGGUGGAAAAUGGGCUUUCAUAGGCAAAAAAAUUCAGUUCUGGCCAGUACAGAGGGCAUCAUUCUGGCAACUCCAAUAGUCUACCUCACAUCUAAGUCCAAAUACAUGCCCACUUCAGAGAUCUACAUUCAAGGCAGGAUUACUUUUUUCAACAGAGAUAACAGAGAAUCUGAGAGUCAUGUCACUGGUCUUAAUAUAUAUGUCAGACCAACUGAGUAUGAAAGAUUUGAUAACAUUGUAGGCAUCCGUUGUUUCAUUGGGGUAGGAGGAGAAAUAGAAGUCACAGGAAGCAACCUUCCAGACAACAUUGAAAACUUUAGAAAAGCUGCAAGAGUAACACCUACACAUACAAAUUGUUAUCGUUUCAAAAUUGUUGAUGACAGAACACAGAUUUUCUUUUGGAUAACCUCACUUCAUGAUUGUACAACUUUAGAAAGUGUAGCUGAGCCAGAAUCUUCCACACCACUGUUAACUGUUCCCAUCCCAAACUCAUUAUUCAGUAAAGAGCUUCGUCCAUUUAUUUUGAAAAUGGAAGAUGUGAAAAGACAGGUAUUGAUUGAUGAACUUAGCAUAAAGCAUAAAUAAGUUAAAUAUUAUGACUUAGUUUCAUCAAGCUAGAUUUUUUUAUGGAAUAUUUUGCUCCAAAUACUGUUACAUUCCUAAUAAUCUUUUUUGUAUGUCAAAUUUUGAAUGUUCCAAUUAUUGAAGUAAUAAUGUAUAUAUAUAUAGUACUAUAUAUAGUAUUUUUUUUUAUAUUGGUUUGUAAAAUACAUGUUGACAUUUACACAAUAGAUUUCACAGAAUUGUCUAAAUAAGCUUAUAAACCUAGUUCACAGUAAAGUCUGAAUCUCAUGAUAACAAAGAUAAAACUUGCUCAAUUUGUAUCAAUACUGUCCUCAAUUAUAAAAAACAAAUAUUUUUAUUUCAAAAAUUUCUACAUUAUUUUUCUUUUUACCUCUUAGUAAGCAGGUGUAUUUAAAAAUGUAUUUGCAUGGGACUAAUUAAAUUAGAAAUUAUUGUGUACCAGUAUAUAAUUUAUAUACACUGUGGUUGUGAUGCUUAUUUUAGAUUCCUUCUGUACAUUCCAGUCUUUAUAUACAAAUUAUCUCCUUUUGAAUUUUGUUUUACAUUAAUUACAUUUACAUGAAUCAAAUAAAGUUAUAACUCAAAUUAGCUGUUAAUUGUUCUUUUAUUUACAAAAAAGUCAACAUUUUAAUUUCUGAUUACAUAACACUUUUUACAUAAAUAAGCUCACAUAUAAAAUUAAUAAC
Molecule: messenger RNA, 2431 nt
Organism: Biomphalaria glabrata
Lineage: Eukaryota; Metazoa; Mollusca; Gastropoda; Planorbidae
Exons: 7
Coding region: 120-1745 (541 amino acids)
Source: RefSeq, a predicted model, not a curated record